CACGAGUCAUUACCCUCACUCCAACUCGCCUGGUCUUCGUGAAUGAGUCUCAAGCUCCACAGUACGCCGCAUGUGCUAAGGGUGAGAUGAAGAUCUGUCAAUCUGGUCAACCAAGCGCGGCUUCGCGUAUUCUGCUGGCUUAGGAUCGAAAGUGGGUGAGAUCUUCUUGGUACGUCUGCGACUGCGUUCAUGUGGCGGUAUAUGCUGGCCUGGCGUGCAAGCUGUCUUACCGCAAUCUUCAGCAACCCACUUAUGAGGAGAUUUGCUUUCACAGACAUAAGGCUCUUUCUGGUCCUCGUGCGGGGCGCGUGCGGCGACCGCAUCAUCGUAUUUGAUUACUGUUCACUCCUGCCGGAACGUGCUCUACAUAAAAGCCAAUCAUGUGUGCUACAUGUGUCAGUGGCAGCAUAUCUCAAGCUUUUGCCAAAGAACGCUGGCUGGCAGUUCAGAACGGCACAUGCAUGGCACUGGAACCCACUCAUACGGUGAAGGCGCAUCGACUGUCGAGAACAUCCAGUUCUACUAUUCACUUCGCUAAAAAAAACUGUGCUGCACUCUUCUAGUGAAUAAAAUAUGGUCGUUUCAUCCUCGCACGGCUUUACCAUCGCCGUUGCGCUGCACGC
Molecule: messenger RNA, 623 nt
Organism: Phanerochaete carnosa HHB-10118-sp
Lineage: Eukaryota; Fungi; Basidiomycota; Agaricomycetes; Polyporales; Phanerochaetaceae
Exons: 1
Coding region: 253-489 (78 amino acids)
Source: RefSeq, a predicted model, not a curated record